AUGAAAAUUUUGAAUGUUACAUAUAAUGAUUUAGGAAUUUAUCAAUGUUUAUUUAAAUAUUCAAUUGUAACCAAAAAAUUUCUAACAUAUAAUUAUAAUUUAUUACAUAAUAAUGUUUUAAUUUUUGAAGAAGGUAGUUAUGUUAAUUUAAUAUGUAAAAAUGAUGAAUUAAAAAGUGGAAAAGUAAUAUUAGAAGAAACUAAUUUAGGAAAUGAUAAUAUUUAUUGCUUAAAUGACACGUAUUGCCAUACUUUAAUAAAAAAUGGAACAAAAUAUGAUAGUAAUAUUUUCAAGUGUAUAAAAUAUAUCAAAGAUAAAAUUACAAUAAUAUAUGAAAUAAUCUUAUUUAAUUCAAAUGAAGAAAAUAAAUACAUUGAAAAUAAACAUUUAAGUGGUAUACCAUAUAUAUUAAAAUCAAUUUCUAAUGCUUAUGAAGUUGAGGAAGGAAAUACAAUAUAUAUUCCAUGUAUUUUUAAAUCAUUCAUUUUCAGUUCUACUCUUCUUAGUAGAUGGAUGUUUAAAAUAGAAUAUAAUAGAACUUAUUUAUAUGAUAAAAAUUAUUUUGUUAAUACUUCAAUAAUAGAUGGGCGCAAUUUUACAAUUUUAAAAAUAUCAAAUAUUUCAUAUUAUGAUACAGGAACAUAUGUAUGUGAAGUCGCUUCUGAAUACGGAUUAGAAAGUCGUGAAUAUUAUGUUUAUAUAAAACCAACUCGUCCAUUAAUUUAUUAUUUUAAAAAUAUUAUUAGUUUUAUAACAAUAUCUAAUUUACCAUUAAAUGAAAUAAUUGUUAGAUUAACACCACAUAACAAUACUUUAAAUAUAAUUGAAUAUGUAUAUGAUGCAAAAAUUGUUAUUAAACAUUGGGGAAACUUUAGAUAUAAAGGGUAUUUAAAUAUAGAACCUUUUCAAAAUUUAAAUGAAAAAUAUAAUUUAACUUUAGCAGUUUCACAUAAAUUUUCUCGAUCACCUUUUUCAACACCAAUUAAUCAAAAUGAUUAUUUUAUUCUUAAUGAUGGAUUUAUUGAUCAUAAUGAGGAAAAUAUUUUUGGUAAAAAAAAAAAAGAUUAUCAAAUUACAAGAAUACUUUUAUGUUUAUUUGUUAUAGUAACUGUAACAGUAUAUUUUAUUUAUUACUUUUGUCCUUUCUUUUGUUAA
Messenger RNA from Strongyloides ratti, 1155 nucleotides. RefSeq names its product Immunoglobulin subtype domain and Immunoglobulin-like domain and Immunoglobulin V-set domain and Immunoglobulin-like fold domain-containing protein. The transcript is spliced from 3 exons. Bases 1 to 1155 code for a protein of 384 amino acids. Lineage: Eukaryota; Metazoa; Nematoda; Chromadorea; Rhabditida; Strongyloididae. The record is from RefSeq and is a predicted model, not a curated record.